AUGGCUGAGCCAAAAGCAAUCUCGAUCGCGGUCAGCGGCCCCCACAACGAGAUCGUCACCUGGAACAACAUCCCUUUCCAGAAGAUCCUCCAGAGAUUCUGCGCCGAGCAAAACAAGACCUUCUCCGAACUGAGCUUCGAACUCGACGGCAAAACAAUCCAUGGCCACGAGACACCUGCAGACUUCGGCAUGGAAGACUAUGACACCAUAAAAGUGCUUCCACACCUCGACAUGGAAAUCGAAACGUGCGAACAAGCCAAGCCCGAACCACUCGAUGGUAUCGCAGACGACGCCCAGCCCGAACCGGUCAAGAAACCAUCUCCGUAUGCAAAGCUAUAUGUUGUAACCGACACGCUUGAGGCCCAGGAGACUGUACUUGAGAUGCGUCUUACAGACAGUGCGAGACUGCUUUACGACGAGAUGUAUGCUGCCGAAGGGUAUGAACCUACGCAAUGGAUCUAUUACCUGGGAAAUCAAAUGCUGGAUGGGAGCCGCACGCUGGCCAGCUAUGGAGUUACCAAUGGCUCUACUAUUAUGGCUGAGCCCCAAUAG
Molecule: messenger RNA, 552 nt
Organism: Pseudovirgaria hyperparasitica
Lineage: Eukaryota; Fungi; Ascomycota; Dothideomycetes; Acrospermales; Acrospermaceae
Exons: 3
Coding region: 1-552 (183 amino acids)
Molecular function (GO): protein binding
Source: RefSeq, a predicted model, not a curated record